Antechinus flavipes (yellow-footed antechinus) is the source of this 1694-nucleotide messenger RNA. It is a transcript of the gene ATAD1, whose product is annotated as ATPase family AAA domain containing 1. The coding region runs from base 582 to 1667 and encodes 361 amino acids. Gene Ontology annotation, molecular function: ATP hydrolysis activity; ATP binding. The record is from RefSeq and is a predicted model, not a curated record. The transcript is spliced from 13 exons. Gene Ontology annotation, cellular component: mitochondrial outer membrane. Lineage: Eukaryota; Metazoa; Chordata; Mammalia; Dasyuromorphia; Dasyuridae.
GAUGUCACUUCCCCUCUGGACAAGUUAGUUCCCUGACAUGUCGCCCCUAAAAUGGAAAGAUGAUGGUGCCGGCAAAAGGCGUGAGCGCGCAGAGCAGUAGAGGGCCAGCCAAGAACCACCCCCCUGCCAGCUGCCCCAAGGCCAUCUUCCCCUGCCCCGCCAAGAGGCCUCCCUAAUAACAAGCACCAAAAAAGACAGUUCAGCUCCGAACAUCGAUGGGACCGCAGAGAGGAUCUCUGGACUUCCCAGACUCACAAGGUCAACUGGACACUUCCAUCCUGGAACCCUAAAAUCAGGAAAUAAUAAACACAGAGAGGCCGAGGGGGAUCGUAGACACUGUGACCAGCCCCGGACGCCCCCCGGGAGAAGGUUGCUCCGGGAGAGCAGCAGCGAUCGCCGUAUCCAGUCCCUAGCACGUAAUAGUGGCCGCAACGGACAUUUAUAUUGUGAAGUUUGCACGUUACCAAUAUGUCAUUUGAAUCUCGAGACGGCUCUUUGCAGUGGAGACUCUUAGCACCAUUUUACAAAAGAGGAAACUGAGACUGAGAAACGAAGUUACUUUUCCAAGGUUAAUAAUCAAGAUGGUGCAUGCUGAAGCCUUUUCUCGUCCCCUGAGUCGGAAUGAAGUUGUUGGUUUAAUUUUCCGCUUGACGAUAUUUGGUGCCGUAACAUAUUUUACCAUAAAGUGGAUGGUAGACGCAAUUGAUCCAACCAGGAAGCAAAAAGUCGAAGCUCAGAAACAGGCAGAAAAACUAAUGAAGCAAAUUGGAGUGAAAAAUGUAAAGCUUUCCGAGUAUGAAAUGAGCAUCGCCGCCCACCUGGUGGACCCGCUUAACAUGCACGUUACUUGGAGUGACAUAGCGGGUUUGGAUGACGUCAUCACUGACCUCAAAGACACCGUCAUCCUGCCUAUCAAGAAGAAGCACUUGUUUGAAAAUUCCAGACUUCUCCAACCUCCAAAAGGAGUUCUUCUCUAUGGGCCUCCAGGCUGUGGUAAGACAUUGAUCGCCAAGGCUACUGCCAAGGAGGCAGGGUGCCGAUUUAUUAACCUUCAGCCUUCCACCCUGACGGAUAAGUGGUACGGAGAGUCCCAGAAGCUGGCUGCGGCCGUGUUUUCCCUUGCUAUCAAGCUCCAGCCUUCGAUCAUCUUUAUCGAUGAAAUAGACUCUUUCCUCCGAAGCCGUUCGAGUUCGGAUCAUGAAGCUACCGCCAUGAUGAAGGCUCAGUUCAUGAGCCUCUGGGAUGGGCUGGAUACAGACUACAGCUGUCAGGUCAUAGUGAUGGGAGCGACCAACCGUCCUCAGGAUCUUGACUCGGCUAUCAUGAGGAGAAUGCCGACGAGGUUUCACAUCAACCAGCCAGCUUUAAAGCAGAGAGAGGCCAUCCUGAAGCUGAUUCUCAAGAAUGAAAAUGUGGACAGGCACGUGGACCUCCUAGAAGUCGCCAAAGAAACCGAUGGAUUCUCAGGAAGUGAUUUGAAAGAAAUGUGUCGGGACGCUGCCCUCCUCUGUGUCCGGGAGUAUGUGAAUUCCGCUUCGGAAGAAUGCCAUGAUGAAGAUGAAAUUCGGCCAGUGCAACAGCAGGACCUGCAGCGGGCGAUCGAGAAGAUGAAGAAAUCAAAGGACGCCGCUUUUCAGAAUGUUUUAACCCAUGUUUGUUUAGAUUAAGAGUAAAGGUCAUUUGUUUGUAUGGUU